Messenger RNA from Chaetura pelagica (chimney swift), 4605 nucleotides. It is a transcript of the gene NUDT12, whose product is annotated as nudix (nucleoside diphosphate linked moiety X)-type motif 12. Gene Ontology annotation, molecular function: protein binding. Lineage: Eukaryota; Metazoa; Chordata; Aves; Apodiformes; Apodidae. The record is from RefSeq and is a predicted model, not a curated record.
AUGGGAAUGAACUGGAAUGGAGAGCUUCCAUGGAAAGUAGUUCAUGCUUUUGGUGUUGUGGAACCAGUCAUCACUAUGAACAAGAUGGGUAUCCUUAAACAUCUCAUCUUCUGCCUGGACAAUAGAAAACAAUGGGUAUUGGUGGAACAGGUGCCAGAAGUCCAGCUAAGAGUCUGCAGACUGCAAGAGAUUAAGGAAACCCUGCUGGUCAUGUCUGAUCACAGGGAACUCACAGAUGACUGGAGGCUGGCUAAUGUGAUGCCCAUCUACAAAAAGGACUGGAAGGAGGAUCUGGAGAACUACAGCUAUCUGGCCUUGCCUUCCUCUAGCACAGUGAAGCAAAUAUUGAAAAACAGUGUGAUUGCUUUGUUGUCCAAUGUGAAAGAUGGGCACAGGUCUAAUUUUCUGUCAGUGAAAGAACACAAAAAUUAUUUUGGUUUGUCACUUAUGGACAGAAGGCAUGGUAAAAGAACAGAUUCCAAGUGGGUAAACAAAAAGCAAAGCCAUCCAACCACAGUAUAUAUCCUCUUCUCAAAUCUGAGUCCUUUGGUUACUUUGAGUGGGGGAAUAAAGAGCUCCCAGCACUCAAAGGUUUGCAGGCUGUACCACAAGGAUGUGGAGCAUUGCAUGAACCAAACGGAAGAGGGCACCUUGAUUUUUCUUAGAGUUGAACUUGAGUUCCAUAUGAACCUGCUGGCUGCUGCAGUGGAAGAGCUGCAAGAAGAUGAAGAGGAUGGAUUAGUUGCUUCAUUUGCCCUUAGUGUAGAUUCUGCUUCUGCUGAGAAAUUUAAACAGAGGAACCAAGACUGUUGCUUUCUUCACCCACCAAUGCCAACAUUACUGCAGCUACCUGAAAAAGAAGAUGGAGUAGUUGCCCAGGCUAGAUCUGUUCUAGCACGGCACAACCACUACCAAUUCUGCCCAAUAUGCGGAAGUGCAACCAAGGCAGAAGAAGGAGCUUACUAGAAAACUUGCUUGAAAAAAGAUUGUUCUAAUCUCAAAGGUGUUCACAACACAACAUAUCCAAGAGUUGAUGAACAGUUGUCAUCCAUUUUUAAGUGCCAGCAAAAUGUAGGAAGCCUAGAAAAUAAAGCUGGUGAGGCUCUGGCUCACUUCAGUGACCCACUGGAUGUAAAAGAUACUGAAGAAAAUGGAAAAGGUCAUGAAAACAAGAAUCAGAGUAGCUCAGAUGCAUCUGAAGAUAGAGACCUCUAUAAUGUAUCAGAAAAUGAAAAAGAAAGAAAGAAGCAAAAGAACUAUCCUCCUCAAACGUUCUCUCCUGAGCAACAUGAAAUCCUAGCUACAGUAACUUUUGAUGAAUCAGAUGGCUCAUCCACAGGAAAAAUUACACUGUGGGGCAAGCCAGACUCUGUAGAAUCCAUUAGCUUGGCUAUGGGAAAAAUUACUGCAGAACUAAAAUAUGGUUCUUUUAAUGUGAAAGUAGAAAUGGAAAAUGUUUUUUUGUUUGAUUCUGAAACAAACUUUGUAGCUGAAAAAAGGAAAAGUUCAAAGAAUAAAAAAACCUAUUAUGAAAGACAAUACGAGAAAAGCCAGUGUUCAAAAUGUGCAAAGUACCAGUGUCCUUCAACUGAGCAUUCAGCAGAACACAAUGGGGAUCACAAGGGAUCCUCUAAACAUAAAAUUCAAACUGCCAUAAAGAAAAAUGCCUCCCUGAAAAUGAACAUGGAAACAAAGGAAAUUAAAUUGGAAUACACUAGUGGAAAGAAAAAUCUAAAAGUUAACAUCAAGCCUUGUGAAGAGACACAGAACAAAACUUUUAAGAGGGAUCAUGAAGAUACAUAUUGGAGUGAAACAGAUUAUUCUGUAACAGAUGCACCUUGCAGUACAGGCUAUCAGUCAUCUUUUGUCUUUCAUGACAAAGUAGACUAUUCAUUCCCAGAUGGAUGUACUCUUCUGCCUCCACCUAAAGAAUUUGCUGACUGUGACAAAAUAUAUUUAAAUACAAUUGGAGACAGCAUAUCUUUGAACCCUGUUAAUGACAGGAAGCAAUCUGACAACCUCUCAACAGUCUUGAGAAUUUGGGGGGAAGAAAAUAAUUUCUGGGAACAUAAUAAAAAGGACUAUGAAGACCACAUUAAUGAAAAGAAAGAUUUUUCAAAAGAUAAAAUACUUUUCUCAGAAAUGAAUAAUACAGAUUAUCUUGUAGCUACUAAUACCUUGAAGAACCUGAACACAGAGAAGGAUCAUAUCAGUAAAAACAAUGUAUUCUAUCACAAAAGAAAUAACUGUAACAAAUGCUGCUACACAGGGCAAAAGCCAGCAAGAAGAAAGUCUUUCCCAGAUACUACCCUUGAUGUACCAUCACCAGUUCACCCUAGAAGGGAUUCCAGCUUUUAUUCAUUGCCAUCCUUAAAAGUAUUGCCUAAAGAGACCGAAGCAAGAGAUGUCUACAACAGAAACUCACAUGUUAAUACCAGCUAUACAGAACUUUGUAAGUGUCCUGACUUGUCCCCUUCACCAAAAAGUUUGAGAGGUCUUAAGUCUUCAUAUCAGUAUGCUUUCACAUCAUUUGACCAUGGUAUUACCAUUUAUCCCUCUGAAUCUGGAGAAACCCUUGAUGACACUUGUUUACUGAAUGACUAUGCAGACUAUGUGGGGCAAAGCCAAGAAACAGAGGAAAUUUUAAUAGAGACUCCUCAUUCCAGUCAUACUACAAAUGAAGAAAAAGAGAGAGGUCAUGCAGAGCAUCUGACAAACCUAGGCAUAUGGGAGGAAGACUCUGAGUCUGCUGUAAAUGCUUUAGAUAAAGGGACAUCCGAGUACAACCAUCUAGAAAAGUACAUUGAGUUGCAGAAUGAAGUUCAGCUGGUACAAGUGUAUCCACAUUCUAGAGGCCCUUUCGGUGAAUUUUUUCAUAAUAAGGAAGGUACUACUUUUGCAUCUACAGCAAGUGCCCCAAAUCAUCUUUCAGCUUUACAGCAAAAUUUUCACCCAUCUCCUGCAGAUUCUGAGGUAACGAAAAAAAGGAGGGGGUCAGUGAUGACUGUGAUCACUGGAGAAUUAGAAAGAAGACUCAUCCAAGGUGACACUAAAUUGAUACCUGAUUCCUUUGUCUCUGCAGUAAGAAAAGAGCCUAAUCUUUCCUGUAGUAGACAAGAAAAUUCCUUGCUGUCACCUUUGCUAUUAGAUCCCAAGGAGCAUGAUAUAAAUAAUGAAUCAGAAAGCUCUUCUGAGAUAGAAGAUGUAUCUGGAAACACCCUUGUUAAAUCCAAUUGCCAAAAUGAUUCAGCACAGGCUGCCAUAUUAUCUAUCUCUUCAGCAAAUACAGAAAAGAAAGAGAAUUUCACAGAAAGUUCAAAUGUCAAGGAAAGUCUGGACAACUUUUGCAGUAAACAGUCAAAUGAUGACAGCUUAAGGAGAGAGCCUGAAGCACAUGAGCUACCUCAGUUAGUCAAAUCCAACUCUGCUGAAGUUGAGAAAAAGACUGAAAUGAAAGAAGAUUGUCAUCAGAAUGCAGAUAGUCCUCCUUCAUCAGUAAAACAGAUUAGUCAGAAAGUAAAUUCAGAGGACGCUCGGUCAGUAGAUCUGGGACUAUAUUCUGAAAACGAGGACAGAGGUUUUUACACAGAAAACUUUCAUUCUGCUUCCUGGGUUUUCAGAGGAGAUGAUGUCUCUCCAGAUAACAGUCCUAGAUGUCUCAGCAAAAGGCCUAGACCAGUGGCAAUUCGUGAAAGACUGGUGAAGAUUGCUAAAGGCACUGGCAACUACCCUUGGGGUUUCAGGAUCCAGUUCUCAAAGCCUAUCCUUGUGACUGAAGUUGACACAAACAGUGCAGCUGAAGAAGCAGGUCUUCAGGUUGGGGAUAUUCUUAUAGCAGUCAAUGGGACUGAUGUCACUAACAUGCCACAUUUAGAAGCUGCCAAUCUGGCAAGGAAAGGUCCUGAUAUCUUGACUAUGGUGGUAGGAUCAGAUAUUAGCCGUUACCCUAACACCCCAAGACCUACUUGCCGAGGAUAUUUGCACAAACGAACACAGUCAGCAAUAUUGAAGGGCUGGAGAAAGAGGUGGUUUGUGCUGAAGCAUAAUGGCUACCUACACUAUUACAGAAACAAGAAGGAUGAAGGGAAGUGCAGACCCCUGGAAGUAACAAAGUUGGAAGGAGCAGAAAUUGGUGUUGAUACCAGUCUGGGUAAACCAUUUGUUUUUAAAUGCAUACCUCAAAGUGGAAACAGAAUUUUCUACUUCUGUGCAACUUCCAACCAAGAAAUGAAGAGGUGGCUGGAAGCUAUGGAAAAAGCAGUGCAUCCUGUCCAUCAGAACCACGUGUGGGUAGAUGUCACACUGCAUAACACUACACUUCCACCCUUGGCUAUCAAAAACCCAGAGUGCCUGGGGCUUCUCCACCAGCUGGACAGAAGCAAAGACAUCUGGACUCAGCACUACUGUGUUCUGAAGGAUGGCUGUUUGUACUUUUAUGCCACUCUCCGCUCUACACCUGCCCAAGGUGGCCUUUACCUACAGGGAUAUAUUGUGAGCGAACAGGCUCUGGGCUCCAAGAGAUCUGUAAUUGAACUCAAACCUCCAUCUGAAGAAUUUAAAACUUUCUACCUAUGUGCAGAGAAUGUAAAUGAAAACAAAAGGUAA